Arabidopsis arenosa is the source of this 1511-nucleotide messenger RNA. The record is from the annotation of a GenBank genome assembly. NCBI's taxonomy places the organism in Eukaryota, Viridiplantae, Streptophyta, Magnoliopsida, Brassicales, Brassicaceae.
CUUCUUUAGAUUACUCUUCUUCUUCAUUUCUUCCCACGAGGGUUUAUCUCAAUGGCUCUUAACGUGAGCAAGAUUGUUCCUAAGAGUCCAAUUUUAGCAAAGAGUGUUAAUGCCUCAAGAUCUCAAAGAGUUUUGUUAGCGUUUGUUCAUCAUCCUUUAGCUGCUAAAAAGGGUUCAUCUGUUGAAGAGUUAAAGCAAGGUCUUUGUUGUAUAAAGACUGUCACUUUUGUUAGUUCUCGAAGAUCUUCUACAUUAUGCUUUGUUGGAAAAUCCCAAGACACAGAAACUAAUUCUCAAGUUGUACAAAAAGAAGGUGAGAAGCAAGUGAUGCCGAGGAGGAAAAGUAACUCAAGCCAAUUUUUGGUUGAAUAUGUGUCUAAUGAUGCUAAGUUUGUGAAUGAAAGGGCUCGUAAUGAUCUUGUUCUUCUAUCUCGAGGUAUUAUGAGACUUGAUGCUCGUGCACGCCAGGAUGUUGCCAUUCUUGGAUCCGGGUUCCUUAAACUUGAUGCUCGGGCAAGAGAAGAUACAGAGAAAAUAGAUCGUGAUGUCAAGAGAAAGGCCGAGCGCCUUCAUCAUAUUGCUACUAUAUUAAAAAACAUAGCGGAGUCUAAGUUGAAAAAUGCUGCUGAUAAGCAUUGGAGUGAUGGCGCUUUAGAGGCUGAUUUAAGGCGAGCAGAUUUCCGUGCUAAACAACGGGCCAUGGAAGACGCAUUAAUGGCUUUAGAGUUCAUUAAGAACAUCCACGACAUGAUGGUGAACAAAAUGGUUGACAGCUUGACAUCUGAAACCGGUACCACGGAUCGCAUAUCGCUUGAGAAGAAUGGAAUAGCUCUCGGGUUUUUCCCUGGGGAAGUUUCAUCUGAUCGCAUAUCUGCUAUUGAGGAAGCUUACAAGAGUAUGGCAUCAGCGCUCUCAGAAGCCGAUGGAAUUGACUACACUGACCCCGAAGAGCUUGAGUUGUUAGUCACAACUCUGAUUGACCUUGAUGCAAUGGAUGGUAAAAGUAGUGCAUCUCUCUUGGCUGAAUGCUCAAUCUCUCCAGAUGUCAAUACAAGAAAAGCGUUGGCUAAUGCCUUAGCAGCUGCACCGUCAAUGUGGACACUAGGAAAUGCAGGCAUGGGAGCAUUACAGAGACUCGCUGAAGACAGUAACCCGGCGAUUGCAGCGGCCGCUUCGAGAGCGAUCAAUGCGCUGAAGAAGCAAUGGGAGGUAGAGGAAGGAGACUCACUUAGGUUUAUGAUGAACUUCGAGACGCCGAAUGAUGAUGAUGAUGUAGACAGUGACCUUGAUGAGAUCUGAAAAUGAUUUUUCAUGUAAACGAAGAUGAAGUUUGUAGAUAAUUUUCAGUGAACUGUAGUGUUACAGAGACGAAAGUAGGUGACUUCGUUGGGGUCAUGUAAUGUAAUUAAUUAAAAGAGGCCGAUUUAGUAUUUUGUUGUUGGGAUUAUUCAUAUAUAAACUAUUAUGUGUUUUGUUAUACCUCCACAUGAUAAUAAGAACGCUAAUUCUUA